AACCUCAUUUCGCACAUGCACAUGGCAUGGGAAUGUGAAAGGAAAAGAAAUUACACGUGUAGUCUGUUAAACAAACUUUGUAAGCAUUAAACAUUAAAAAAAGUAAAUAUAGAAAUUUAAAUAAUGAAAAUAAAAAGUACAAAAAGUGUGUUGAAGACGUCAAAGAAACCAGCUAUGAAGAAGAAGAAAAAACGUUCAAGUAAAAUAGCUACAGGUGAUCUUUUAAAUAAACAUUCCGGAAAUGAAAUGAAUAAUGAAGAUAGCGCAAAAAGUAGCGAAGAUGAAAUGGAUCCAAUGGAACACAAGAAAUCCUUAAUGAAAUUAAAGAAAACUGAUCCUGAAUUUUAUUCGUAUUUAAAAGAAAAUGAUAAAAACCUUUUGGAAUUCAAUCUGUCCGAUGACGAUAACGAUGAUAUCAAUAGCGACGACGACAAUGAUAAAUCUUCGUUAAAUGAUUUGGAUACAAGACAUAUACCUAACACUCAUUUAGAGGUUGCUAGCGAUGAGAGCGAUUACGAAGUAGAGGAAGAUAGCGCUGUAACGAAAGAUAAACGAAAAGUUACGUUACAAUUACUUAAAUCAUGGCAAGAAGAAAUUCAGAAGGACAAGACAUUGAAGACUAUUAAAUGUGCAGUGGAAGCUUUCCAUGCUGCAUUACAAACAGUAUCAGAAUCUUCAGAUACAGAAUCUCUACGGUAUAAAGUAGAAGGUGGUGUAGUGUUUAAUGGAGUUGUACAAUUAUGUAUAUUUUAUUUACCUGAUGCUUUCAAACGUUUCUUAAAAUUGGGCUCAGAGACCCAGAUUCAACCACAUAAAUCUAAAAGAUUUGGCAAAAUAAAGGGUAUUUUGAAGUCAUAUCUAGCCGACUUAAUCAAAAUCUUACAAAAUGUAACGUCGUCUAAUAUACUUACAGUGCUUUUAAAGCAUCUACAUCAAAUGUUACCUUAUACGCAAUCAUUUUCAUCGUUAACUAAACCAUUGUUAAAGAUUUUGUUAAAUACGUGGUCAAGCGGAGAAGAAACUGUUCGCGUUGUUUGUUUUUUAAAUAUAUUACGUAUAGCAACCACUAAUCGAGAAUCAGUUUUAGAAAUGUUAUUCAAGGCCAUGUAUGUAAAAUACGUUGAAAAUUCAAAAUUCGUAUCUUUUACGACGCUACCUGCGAUAAACUUUAUGAGACAUUCGCUGACGGAGAUAUAUUUGCUCGAUAGCAAUCUAGCCUAUAAUCAUGCCUUUUUAUACAUUAGGCAAUUAGCUAUCCAUUUAAGGAAUGCUAUGACUUUAAAAAAGAAGGAGAAUUUUCAAGCAGUAUACAACUGGCAAUACAUGAAUUCGUUGCGUUUUUGGACGGAAUUAAUUACGCUAUCGAAAAACGAUUCUACAUUGCAGUCACUUUUGUACCCUCUUGUACAAAUUAUUAUAGGAACAAUAAAAGUAAUACCAACUCCACAAUAUUAUCCUUUGAGAUUUCACUGUUUACAAAUGUUGAUAGAUAUUUCUAAAGAAACUGGCAUAUUUAUACCUGUAUUACCAUUUUUAUUAGAGAUAUUGAAUUCUUACGAUUUUAAUAAGAGACACAAGACAGUCUCGAUGAAACCAGUACCUUUCAUUUGUAUACUGAGAUUGUCAAAGUCGCAGCUACAGGAGAACGGUUUCAAAGAUAAUGUUAUCGAUUCCAUCUACCAACUUAUCUUAGCAAACGCUGCAAAGGAUAGUCAUACGGUAUAUUUUCCAGAUUUAUAUAUACCAUGCAUAAUACAGUUGAAAGCAUUUAUAAAGAAAUGCCACGUUGCGAAUUACUGUAGAAAAAUGAAACAAUUGUUGGACAAGAUCGAAGAAAACCGAAAAUAUAUCGAAACGGAACGCAGUAAGAGCGCGAUUGCCUUGACAAAUCUGUCAGAGAUUAAAUCUUGGGAGAAUAAAAUCCAAGCGCAAGGGACGUCGUUAUCGAAAUUCUAUGAAUCUUGGAAAAAAAUCUAUCAAUCUCAAAAACUGAAAUUACUUACAAAUAAUGAAGAUAUUGCCGAAUAUAAUUUACCAACUGUACGAAAAUUGAAGAAAGGGAACUCGAUCGAAGGAAGCGGAGAUCUAAGCGACGACGACAGCGAUUCCGAUCUGCCGAUCGAGAAGUCCGAUCUAGGAAAACGUGAACGACAAACCAAAACAAAGAAGCAGAAGAAAAAGUUAAAAAGCAGCAUCGAUAGCAAUGACAAUUCAUCUAGAGAAACGACAGACAUUGUACAAGAUAUAAAAAGCGACGAUUGGGAUUAAAUAUAAUUUCAUUCAGUUGAAAAGAAUGUCAAUGUUAAUGGACAAAAAUAAUAUACACCGUUUGUAAUUAAAUAACACGUUACAUAGUUUUAGGUAUAUUCAGCGAUAAUUACAAGAACGUAUUUGUAUACAUCAAAGUGUUGUCAAUCUAAAGUAAAGCAACAUUUGAUACUU
Hylaeus anthracinus is the source of this 2442-nucleotide messenger RNA. It is a transcript of the gene Noc2, whose product is annotated as nucleolar complex protein 2 homolog. NCBI's taxonomy places the organism in Eukaryota, Metazoa, Arthropoda, Insecta, Hymenoptera, Colletidae. The record is from RefSeq and is a predicted model, not a curated record. Gene Ontology annotation, molecular function: transcription corepressor activity; histone binding. Gene Ontology annotation, biological process: negative regulation of transcription by RNA polymerase II; ribosomal large subunit biogenesis. Bases 124 to 2268 code for a protein of 714 amino acids. Gene Ontology annotation, cellular component: nucleoplasm; Noc2p-Noc3p complex; Noc1p-Noc2p complex. The transcript is spliced from 11 exons.